AAGCACGGGAAACUAAGAUUGAGACAACCGGAAGUUUAGAGUGCAUCCUCCAAGCAGCUAGCAGUGUCGUGGAAAUAUCCCUUAAUCUAAUUAUUCCAACGUUUCAUUCUCCACGUUGAGUUUUCAGUAAAAGCAACAAUGUCCGAAAGAAAAGUGUUGAAUAAAUACUACCCCCCGGAUUUUGAUCCAUCCAAAAUCCCAAAACUUAAACUCCCAAAAGACCGUCAGUAUGUGGUCAGAUUGAUGGCUCCAUUCAAUAUGAGGUGUAAAACAUGUGGCGAGUACAUCUACAAGGGGAAGAAGUUCAAUGCACGCAAAGAGACUGUUCAGAAUGAGCUUUACAUGGGACUGCCCAUCUUCCGUUUCUACAUCAAAUGUACGCGGUGUCUCGCUGAGAUUACGUUUAAGACUGACCCGGAGAACACAGACUACGCAAUGGAGCAUGGAGCAACACGAAACUUCCAGGCAGAGAAACUGAUUGAGGAGGAGCAGAAGAGAAUGCAACAGGAGAGGGAAGAAGAGGAACUGAACAACCCCAUGAAGGUAUUGGAGAACCGCACAAAGGAUUCCAAGAUGGAGAUGGAGGUUCUGGAGAACCUCCAGGAGCUGAAGGAGCUGAACCAGAGACAGGCUCAGGUGGACUUCGAGGGAAUGAUCGACCGGUACAGAGAGAUGGAGAAGAGAGAGAGGGAAAGAGAGAAAGAAGAGGAUGAGCGAGAGACAAAAGAGAUGUUGGAUCGUGCCCUUGUGAAAAGACUCAGAGACUCUGACUCAGAGGAAGAGAAGGAGGAGGAGGAGGGGAGCAGCUUGCAGUCAAAGAAAGCCAGCACAGACAAACCAACAGACAUUCUCACCACGGACAAACCCACAGAAGCACCGGGAACCUCAGCUGGAGGAGUGAAGAGAGCGAAGGUGGAGAGUUGGGAGAGGAGUGUGGGGACGCUGGGUGGAGGAGGAGCACUAGGGUCCCUGGUCGUGCGAAAGAAACCAGCAGCAGCUGUAAACAAACACAGUCCAGUGGCGGCUGUUGCUGUUCUCACAUCACAAACAGAUUCAAAGGCAUCUGCAGCAGACUCCAAAAAUGCCUCUAAGCCCGUUGCCACACAAAACGGGUCGUCAUCUCUCAGCCUGCUGGGGGCGUAUUCAGACAGUGACAGCUAUGACAGCGAAUGAAAAGAAGAUGCUUGGGAUGGAUUUUGAUUUGAGUGACUGACACACAAUUGUAUGAAGAAUGCAGAAAGGAAUUUAAUGAUAUGGACCUUUUUGUAAUGAAUGAUAGAAAUCAUAUAUAAACCAGUUUGUGGAUCUCUCCUAUAAAAACCUUUCUAUAAAGACUGAUAAUAAGUCUUUAUAUUCUAUAAAGACUGAUAAUAAGUCAGUUUUCAGCAGAAUUGGUACUGUCUGCUGUCAAAGCCCAGUGAAAAUAAAAUCCUCUUCCUUAGCUGAUCCACUGGUUCACGGAUGUUGUUACCAAGUAUUUAACCUAGAAGAAAUGGUAAUGUUAGAUUUUUUUUUGUGUGAGAACUAUACUAUCAGGUGUAUAUUUUAGUGUUUAUUAAAAUCUGUUUAACUUUAA
Micropterus dolomieu (smallmouth bass) is the source of this 1576-nucleotide messenger RNA. RefSeq names its product YJU2 splicing factor homolog (gene yju2). The record is from RefSeq and is a predicted model, not a curated record. Bases 139 to 1173 code for a protein of 344 amino acids. The transcript has 8 exons. Gene Ontology annotation, cellular component: U2-type catalytic step 1 spliceosome. Gene Ontology annotation, biological process: mRNA splicing, via spliceosome. Lineage: Eukaryota; Metazoa; Chordata; Actinopteri; Centrarchiformes; Centrarchidae.